CCCACCUCGAGCUCCCCACUCCCCUCCAACACGCAGAUAAACACUCUCCCUCCUCCAACAACAACACCCACACAACCCCCUCACAAUGGCGUCCCUCCUCAAGAAAUCGCUCAAACUCGCCCUCGUCCAGCUCGCCUCGGGCUCCUCGAAAACGCACAACCUCGCCAACGCGCGCACAAAAGUCCUCGAAGCCGCGCGCGCAGGCGCAAACCUCGUCGUCCUCCCAGAAUGCUUCAACUCGCCCUACGGCACAAAGUACUUCGACAGCUACGCCGAGACGCUCCUCCCCUCGCCGCCGUCCGAGGCCCAAUCCCCCACCUUCCACACCCUCUCGCAGCUUGCAAAGGAAGCAGGCGUCUACCUCGUCGGCGGCAGCAUCCCGGAGCGCGACGCCUCGGACGCAAAAACGCUGUUCAACACGAGUCUGACGUUCGCGCCGAGCGGGGCCCUGCUCGCCACCCACCGCAAAGUGCACCUCUUCGACAUCGACAUACCCGGGAAAAUCAAAUUCAAGGAGUCCGAGGUGCUCUCCCCAGGGAACAAGAUCACGCUCGUCGACCUACCCGAGUACGGCACCAUCGCAAUCGCCAUCUGCUACGACAUCCGCUUCCCCGAGCUCGCCACCAUCGCCGCGCGCAAAGGCGCCUUUCUGCUUGUCUACCCCGGCGCAUUCAACCUCACCACCGGCGCACUGCACUGGGAACUGCUGGCGCGGGCGCGCGCAACGGAUAACCAGGUGUAUGUCGGCCUGUGCAGUCCCGCGCGGGAUAUGAAGGCGGAUUACAACGCGUGGGGGCACAGUAUGGUUGUUGAUCCGAAUGCGGAGGUGCUGCAGCAGUUGGGCGAGGAUGAGGGGGUCGUGGUGCAGGAGCUCAAGGCGGGUAGGAUUGAGGAGGUGCGUAAGGGGAUUCCGCUUUAUACGCAGAGACGGUUUGAUGUUUAUCCUGAUGUUAGUGAGGGGGGGAGGUUCAAGGAGUAGCGUGCUUUUUUGCGUAUGUCCAGAUGUAGUGACGACGCAAUGAAAGAGUAUAGAAGUAGCAGUCGUGUAUUCGCCGUGUUCUUCUUCAUGAAUGCAAGACGCAAUAUCUCACAUCGCAGCGAAAUAGCCACGAGAUGGAUUCAGAAAUCCACACCAACAAGCCUGUCCCGUUCGUUCUCAACACUCAGGAUAUCUCGUGUAAAUCAUCCAUGGUCAGUCAUCUCAUCGCACAGCACACUUUAGAUGUUCGUGCACGAUGAGCUACUUGAGGC
Dothidotthia symphoricarpi CBS 119687 is the source of this 1251-nucleotide messenger RNA. Its product is annotated as carbon-nitrogen hydrolase. Gene Ontology annotation, biological process: L-glutamine metabolic process; oxaloacetate metabolic process. Gene Ontology annotation, cellular component: mitochondrion. The record is from RefSeq and is a predicted model, not a curated record. Lineage: Eukaryota; Fungi; Ascomycota; Dothideomycetes; Pleosporales; Dothidotthiaceae. Gene Ontology annotation, molecular function: omega-amidase activity. The transcript has a single exon. Bases 86 to 979 code for a protein of 297 amino acids.